Molecule: messenger RNA, 597 nt
Organism: Mirounga angustirostris (Northern elephant seal)
Lineage: Eukaryota; Metazoa; Chordata; Mammalia; Carnivora; Phocidae
Gene: NANOGNB
Product: NANOG neighbor homeobox
Exons: 5
Coding region: 1-597 (198 amino acids)
Molecular function (GO): DNA binding
Source: RefSeq, a predicted model, not a curated record
AUGCAAGGGGUUUCUGUGAUGGAAACUGGCAGAGUUCCUGACUCUAAUGUGCCAGACCUGGUAGGAAUUUUCAAUCCUGAUGCCAUCUUCCAGCAGCUGAAGAUGUAUUCACCUUUUCUAAUCCUGGGACCAAACACAGAAGCAGUUUAUAGUGAUAAAAACCUGGUUGAUCUGGAUGAAAAUUUUGCUAUACAGAAAGAACCAGCUAUGCUUUGUGAUCAAAAUCCAGAGCAAUCAAAGAGGAAUCAUAGUGAAGAUGAAAGAAGGGGAAAGAAAAAAUGGAAAGAAAGAGAAGGAGAAGAAAAAGAAGUGGAAGUAGAAGAGAGACUGGAAGAGGAACAGGAAAAGGAAGAGAAAAAUGAAGAACAAUAUCCCCAGAAAAGAUUAGUCAGCAAACCCCUCAUGGACACUCUCUGGGCAACCUUUAAGUUAAAUAAAUGCCCCACAAAAGGAGAUAGUCAAUCACUUGCAUUUGAAUUUAAUAUGACAGCAAAACAGAUAAAGCAAUGGUUUUGUAAAAGGAGGAAGAAAUACAAUAAAGCUAUGUACAAGCAGAAACCUAAGAAAAGACCCAAGAGGCUCUGGCUGGAGGGUUGA